Hibiscus syriacus is the source of this 1677-nucleotide messenger RNA. RefSeq lists its product as uncharacterized. The record is from RefSeq and is a predicted model, not a curated record. The coding region runs from base 103 to 1542 and encodes 479 amino acids. Gene Ontology annotation, cellular component: cytoplasm. Lineage: Eukaryota; Viridiplantae; Streptophyta; Magnoliopsida; Malvales; Malvaceae. The transcript is spliced from 2 exons. Gene Ontology annotation, molecular function: ubiquitin protein ligase activity. Gene Ontology annotation, biological process: protein ubiquitination.
CUCUAGUCUCUCGCCAUUACAACGAAACCCAAAACAUAAAAUCAUUACGAAAUCAGUUCAAUCUUGUUUGUUCUUUUGGUUCCUUCACUUUGAAAAAAAUUCAUGGCGUCGUUUACUUCCAUUCACCUUCACGACUCAGAGGACGACGUCGUUCAGGACAACCACCACCACCAUCACCACAGCGACCAAACCCUGACCCUUGAUUACCAAUCUUACUGGUCUCCCGAUUUUCGUUUAUCCGAUCCCUCUAACCCAAACGAUGACGUUUCACUUCCCGACUCCCUCAUUAUCCACGGCCCCGAUCUCUUCGAUCGCCGAGAGAACCAAGUCAAUUUCGUCAUCGAUCUCUUCCACCAAAGCUUCGAACGAUCUCAGGUUUGUUCCGUUAAUACUCCCAAUAACAGCGAUUGCAAUUGUGGCAGCACCAAUGAUAAUAAUGAUGCCAUUGAUUUGGUUUAUGAUAAUUUGAGCGAUUCGGGUUUUGGUGUUAUUGAGGGAAAUCAUGAGUUGGAUUUAGGGUUAGCGUUAGGGUUUGAUUCGAUGGAUACUCAUGAGAGCGAUAUUGAGAUUGAUACUGGUGGUGUCGAAUAUGAUGACGGCCAUUUCUUUGCGGAAAGGAUGGUUGCUGGGUUGAGUGCUAGCGAGGUCGGUUCUAAUUUUAGCGGCGUUGAAAUGUUUGGGGAUAGCAUUCGGAUUGUUGGGCUUAGGUCUGAUUCGGUGGACAACGAGGAUGAUGAGGACGAGAAUGAUAAUAGGGUGUUAACAAUUGAUUUGAAUUCCGGAGAUGAUUAUGGAAUUGAUGAUCAUGUUAAUGAUUGUUAUGAUGUUGAUCCUGCUGAUGACGUGAGUGUUAGCAUUCCGCUUUUCUGGGAUUCACUGCAGUUGGAUGAACGCCGGGAGACUGUUGAAGAUUUCGAGUGGGAGGAAGUGGAUGGUAGGGUUGAUGAGAGGGAUGUUUUAAGUGUGUUUAUUGAUGGCGAUGAUGAUGUGAAUUCGGUUUCACUAUCCGUUUCCCCUAUGAUAUUACCUGAAGAUGUGGUUAGUUUAGAGAGGGCAGCUGGAUUGGAAACUUUGGAGUGGGAGGUUCUGUUGAAUGCUAAUAACUUGGACAUUGCCCAUGAAAUGGAUGAGAAUGCUGAGCCAUUUUUUGCAGAUCAUCAUGACUAUAUUGAUGCUGCAGAAUAUGAAAUGCUUUUUGGACAGUUUGCUGAGAAUGAUAAUGCAUUUAUCGAGAAGCCUCCAGCUUCAAAAUCUAUAGUUGAGAAUCUUCCUUCUGUUGUUGUGACUCUGGAGGAUGUGGUUAAUGACCAUGCUCUUUGUGCGGUUUGUAAGGAUGAGGUUAACCUUGGUGAAAAGAUGAAGCAACUGCCUUGUGCUCAUCGCUAUCAUGCAGAUUGUAUUAUACCCUGGUUGGGAAUAAGGAAUACCUGUCCUGUUUGUCGUCAUGAGUUGCCAACAGAUGAUGCUGACUAUGAAAGGAGAAAGAUCAUAAGAGCUGGACGUGCACAUUCAGGUUGGAGAGUUGAAGUGAAUCCUUUUUGAAACAUUUAUCCAGUUUGGUUUCAGUUAAGGUGGAUAAAUGAGCCUGAACCUGAAAACCCGACCCAAAAAAAAACCCAAAUCUGCCUGAUUACCACCUCUAGUUUCAGUAAAUCACUCUAUCUGCUUGCUAUGUCA